UGGUGGCCAGUGGGACUGAGUGAGCUGUGUGCCGUGUAUUGACCCGCUUCCUAGUCCUGAAUUCCUUUCAGAAGCUCCGGCAGGGAGGAUGAUACAGUCAGACAAAGGAGCAGAUCCACCAGACAAGAAGGACAUGAAGCUUUCUACAGCCACCAAUCCACAGAAUGGCCUCUCCCAGAUCCUGAGGCUUGUGCUGCAAGAGCUGAGUCUGUUCUACAGCAGAGAUGUGAAUGGGGUGUGUCUCUUGUACGAUCUCCUCCACUCGCCGUGGCUUCAGGCUCUGCUAAAGAUUUAUGACUGCCUCCAGGAAUUUAAAGAAAAGAAACUAGUUCCUGCCACACCACAAGCACAGGUGUUAUCCUAUGAGGUAGUGGAGUUAUUACGUGAAACCGCUACUUCCCCUGAGAUCCAAGAGCUGAGACAAAUGCUCCAGGCUCCACACUUCAAGGCCUUGCUCAGUGCCCAUGACACGAUAGCUCAGAAAGAUUUUGAACCCCUUCUCCCUCCACUGCCAGACAAUAUCCCUGAGAGUGAGGAAGCAAUGAGGAUUGUUUGCUUAGUGAAAAACCAACAGCCCCUGGGAGCCACCAUCAAGCGCCACGAGAUGACAGGGGACAUCUUGGUGGCCAGGAUCAUCCACGGUGGGCUGGCGGAGAGAAGUGGGUUGCUAUAUGCUGGAGACAAACUGGUAGAAGUGAAUGGAGUUUCAGUUGAGGGACUGGACCCUGAACAAGUGAUCCAUAUUCUGGCCAUGUCUCGAGGCACAAUCAUGUUCAAGGUGGUUCCAGUCUCUGACCCUCCUGUGAAUAGCCAGAAGAUGGUGUACGUCCGUGCCAUGACUGAGUACUGGCCCCAGGAGGAUCCCGACAUCCCCUGCAUGGACGCUGGAUUGCCUUUCCAGAAGGGGGACAUCCUCCAGAUUGUGGACCAGAAUGAUGCCCUCUGGUGGCAGGCCCGAAAAAUCUCAGACCCUGCUACCUGCGCUGGGCUUGUCCCUUCUAACCACCUUCUGAAGAGGAAGCAACGGGAAUUCUGGUGGUCUCAGCCGUACCAGCCUCACACCUGCCUCAAGUCAACACUAUACAAGGAGGAAUUUGUUGGCUACGGUCAGAAGUUCUUUAUAGCUGGCUUCCGCCGCAGCAUGCGCCUUUGUCGCAGGAAGUCUCACCUCAGCCCGCUGCAUGCCAGUGUGUGCUGCACCGGCAGCUGCUACAGUGCAGUGGGUGCCCCUUACGAGGAGGUGGUGAGGUACCAGCGACGCCCUUCAGACAAGUACCGCCUCAUAGUGCUCAUGGGACCCUCUGGUGUUGGAGUAAAUGAGCUCAGAAGACAACUUAUUGAAUUUAAUCCCAGCCAUUUUCAAAGUGCUGUGCCACACACUACUCGUACUAAAAAGAGUUAUGAAAUGAAUGGGCGUGAGUAUCACUAUGUGUCCAAGGAAACAUUUGAAAGCCUCAUAUAUAGUCACAGGAUGCUGGAGUAUGGUGAGUACAAAGGCCACCUGUAUGGCACUAGUGUGGAUGCUGUUCAAACAGUCCUUGUCGAAGGAAAGAUCUGUGUCAUGGACUUAGAGCCUCAGGAUAUUCAAGGGGUUCGAACCCAUGAACUGAAGCCCUAUGUCAUAUUUAUAAAGCCAUCGAAUCUGAGGUGUAUGAAACAAUCUCGGAAAAAUGCCAAGAUUAUUACUGACUACUAUGUGGACAUGAAGUUCAAAGAUGAAGACCUACAAGAGAUGGAAAAUUUAGCCCAAAGAAUGGAAACUCAGUUUGGCCAAUUUUUUGAUCAUGUGAUUGUGAAUGACAGCUUGCACGAUGCAUGUGCCCAGUUGUUGUCUGCCAUACAGAAGGCUCAGGAGGAGCCUCAGUGGGUACCAGCAACAUGGAUUUCCUCAGAUACUGAGUCUUAAUGAGACUUCUUGUUUAAUGCUGGAGUUUUAACACUGUACCCUUGAUACAGCGAUCCAUAGUUGCAAUCUAAAACAACAGUAUUUGACCCAUUUUAAUGU
Molecule: messenger RNA, 2005 nt
Organism: Pan troglodytes (chimpanzee)
Lineage: Eukaryota; Metazoa; Chordata; Mammalia; Primates; Hominidae
Gene: MPP4
Product: MAGUK p55 scaffold protein 4
Exons: 17
Coding region: 89-1906 (605 amino acids)
Molecular function (GO): protein binding
Source: RefSeq, a predicted model, not a curated record